CUCCCCCUAAGUGGUGACAAGCUGAUCUUUCCCGGCUAAAACGGGAGACACACCUGUGAAGGGUUAGAGAAAAUGGCAUGUAUGAAUUAAGAAACACAUACAAGAUGUUUAAGUGUAUCUCUCCAAACCUUUAAUUAAAUUAAUGAACCAUUAUUAAUUAAAUAUUGAAAAAAUAUAUUAAUAAACAAAUAGUGAAAAUAUUUAAAGAUGCAGUAACACAAAGUAAAAAAAAAUGUUGCAAUUUCAAGUUAGCUAAAAAUAUCAUAAAUUAACCUUUUAUAUACUCGGGAUAUUGAGGUCGUUUCAAUUUUUUUUAUUUUUUUUAAAUGGGUCAGGGAUCUACAUUUAACUUGUGAAGAUUUCCGUAUUUCACGUCUACUUUUAGUAAUUUCCGGAUAACUGAAGGACCGUUUUCCUAUUAUUUAUUAUAAACCAACGGUAUACUUCCGCAUGAUAAAAGAGACAUAUUCACGCAAUAUUUCAUGCUAGGCCUAGGAUAUGUUAUCAGGACAAUACAGGUAUGUUUUUCACUGAAAUUGUCUUGCUUUCAAUCGUGCUAUCAAGAUUGUUAUGUAAGUUGCUUUAGAGAGGUAAUUGGCAAGCCGGUAGCUGGUGUACUGUGAUUAUUAUAGGUUAUUAUAAGUCGUUACUAGACCUUUACCUGAGUGUUUGUUUAUCCUCUCAGGCGAGAUGGAGUGCCGCAGGGUGUCCUGUAUUUAUGAAGUUAUUAAAACCUCGGUGCAGAGCCUUGCGUCAUCCAGGGAUAACUAAAGUUACCAGAUAUGUGGAGUUCGGAUGAGGAGGAGGACUGUGUUGUCCUGGACAACGGUUCCCAUAGGAUCAAAGCAGGAUUUGCUGGACAUGAUACUCCACGGAUUGAUUUUCGGACAGUCAUAGGAACGCCUUUAUAUCAGGGGCAAACGAUUGGUGGCAAACCACAGAAAAAAUAUUUCGUGGGUGACCAGGUGAUCGAAAACAUUGACGUUCUGGACAUUCGAAGACCAAUUGAGCGAGGAAUAGUGACAGACUGGGAUGCCAUGGAGAGAGUAUGGCAUCACGUAUUUGAUGAACUGCGUACGGUGCCAUCUGACAUGAGUGUUCUUGUAACGGAAACCCCUAUGAAUCCAAAGUCACAGAGAGAGAAAAUAGCACAAAUCAUGUUUGAGAAAAUUCAGCCUCGAGGAAUGUAUGUUGUCAGCCCUAAUGUGCUGUCUCUGUACUCCUCAGGACGGGGGUCUGGUCUGGUGAUAGAUUCGGGUUAUGAAGUGACAGAUGUCGUCUGCAUAUUUGAGGGACAUAAAGUACGCCAGUCUAUGUUUAGAGCCGAUAUCGGUGGCAAUGAUAUCACUCAUUACUUGAUCGAACUUCUAGGAAAACGGGGUUACGCGUUUACCACAGCAAAAGAAGUGGAAGAAGUAAGCGUGAUGAAGGAAAAAUAUGCAUACGUUUCAAACAACCCUCAAACAGAAAAUGUGGACAACAUAAGACAGGAAUAUACUUUUUCUAAUGGAACUACUAUCUGCCUCGAUUACGAGAGGUUCCAGUGCAUGGAAGCCAUGUUUAAACCGCACCUUAUUGGAAGUGAUGCUUGUGGUAUACACGAACUUAUUGUGAAAAGCAUCAAAGCGUGUCCUGUGGAUGUACGUAAUGACAUUUACUGCAGUUUUAUUCUAUCAGGAGGCAACACGAUGACAGAAGGACUAGUUUCUAGAUUAGAACAAGAAUUACGGGCGUUAUUGCCACUCAACAGACGUAUCAAAGUCAUAGCUCCCCCAGAGAGAAGAAUAUCCACUUGGGUGGGUGGAUCAAUAUGGGGAAGUCUGUCCAGUUCACAACAACUGUGGAUGACACCGGUGGAAUAUGAUGAGUUUGGACCCAGUAUUGUGUAUCGCUCGAAAUUUACUCAGCAUUGGUAGCUUCAUUGGAAAAGUAUACGAAAUUCUAAAAUAUAUUGAACAUGUAUAUAUUUCCUGCAUGAAUAUCGAUACAUUUCAUUAAUAAUACUCAAGAGGUCCAAUGGGCAUGUGAAAGUUCUUUAUGACGUCAAAAAUGAUGCGAAAUGCAUUGCUUUUUAUAAAAAGAAUCGCAAUGAAUUGUCAUAGCACAAUCUGAAUUGCACUUUUUUACGGGGCGAAAUGUUUCAGAAAUAUGAAUUUGUGGUUAACACGUAAUGUAUGGUUUAAAUUUAGCUGAUAAAUAGAUAAAGCAAGCUGUAGGGAAUUCGUUCGAUAAGGGUCCUCGGCCACGGGUCUAUCACUAAUCAACAAUUCAAUGUUUUUGUGGAACAUGUCCUACUUAUUGAUUUGAAAGAAAAGAAAUAAAACAUUGCCCUAAAUCGGUAAAAAUACCCACAUCCUAUUGCUUUACAACUUUCUAUUGCUGUGGGAAACGUAUGUUUUGUCUUAGUUAAUAAUAUUUGUUCCAGCUGUGAGAUUGACCCAAAGACUUGUAAACUCGUAAACAAGAAAAUUAUCACAGUUGUGUUCCCGAAAAGAGUUUGUGGCCUUAAUGUUUUUGUUGCGUUCGUCUUUAUAUUUUUUUGAAGUUUUCAUUCGGAAAUACGACAUGUCAGUGUUACAACCAAAUCUGUGAUCAGAGACUUCCGGUUAAUCAAACGAAUGGAGCUAGUGUGAUUUCAGAGUUUUUAAUUUUUCUGCAAUUUUUUGAGAGAAAAAAAUUUGGUUUGAUUUCUCGGUGCAGUCAUUGGCAAAUAUUUAUGGAUUGUCUAUUGUAUGUAGCAUUUCUUUACAAGAGACCAAGAGGGCCUGUAUCGCUCACCUUCAUAUUUGAGCAAUCAUAGGAAAAUAUUCUCAAUGAAAGUACUUUUGUAAAUAUUUCCAUAGUUCCAGACUAAAUGAAACUGUAUACUACUCUAUCCCAGCAUGCGCUUGGUUAAAUAUUAUCACCAAGGGCCACCUUUAUAGUGCUGUGUCCAAGGUACUCACUAGAUAGGUAUCAUUAAUCUGGGCCUCCUGGUUUUUUCGAAGAUUUUUUUUAAAGGUUUAACAUAGUUGACCCCGUGA
This is a messenger RNA of Mizuhopecten yessoensis (Yesso scallop), 3023 nucleotides long. RefSeq names its product actin-like. Bases 783 to 1916 code for a protein of 377 amino acids. The transcript has 3 exons. The record is from RefSeq and is a predicted model, not a curated record. Gene Ontology annotation, cellular component: cytoplasm. Gene Ontology annotation, biological process: protein dephosphorylation; negative regulation of MAPK cascade. NCBI's taxonomy places the organism in Eukaryota, Metazoa, Mollusca, Bivalvia, Pectinida, Pectinidae. Gene Ontology annotation, molecular function: protein tyrosine/serine/threonine phosphatase activity; MAP kinase phosphatase activity.